UCUCUGUUCCGACUAGUUCAGGUGCCCAAAGAAACAAAAGUGGACGCGUUCGCUUGUGCUGUGCCUCCUCGUCCGGGGGACUACCGCCCCCUCCAUUUACCUACCCGAGCCUUUUAGAACAAAUUCGCUUCAAAUUGGACUCCCCGAACGGGAUUAUUUGUCACAAGAAGAAUUUUGGAGGUGAAAACAAGGGACGGAAGUUUGCGGCGUUUUUUCCCCCCCCUCACGUCGUAUCCCUUCUUCCCGGUUCCUCCUCCCACUUUUCAAUUUCGCAACUCUUUAUUUUUUUUGUUUUGUUAAGACGUCCCAGCACACGUGGCGCUAUUUUUGCGCUAUCUACUAGACAGAAGCUGAACGUGGAUUCAAGUGGAUUAAAAUUUAUUUUUAUUUGUUAUUUUUUUUGCACCUUCGACGAACUACUGAAUAUCCUCGGCAGCAUCGCAAAUAUGUGGCGAGAUGAGGCCUCUGUGGUUCGAAGGCAUCUCAUCUGUGGACCAGUAAACCUCACACACUUACUCCUUGGAUUAUAGUUCCCCCUCUCAUGGGCACAAUACAUGGACUAGUGGCCCAUGUGUAGCAGGGCAUCAUCUGCAGCUCGUGGGAUCACAUAGCCCUUGACUUUUUUUUGGGGGGUCAGAUUACUCCUCCAAGAGGCGAAGGGACCGCCCGCCUCGGUUGUCUCCCCUCAAAGCCGUCGACCCCCGUUACCUGAUGGCGUUGCUCAGGUUGUUCAGGAAGCCGGGGGGCAAUCUGGGGAAGUCCUACCAGCCCGGAAGCAUGCUGUCUCUGGCCCCCACCAAAGGACUGCUGAACGAGCCGGGCCAGAACAGCUGCUUUCUCAACAGCGCCGUGCAGGUCCUGUGGCAUCUUGACAUCUUCCGACGCAGCUUGAGGCAGCUACCUGGCCACUUCUGUUUAGGAGAGUCGUGCAUCUUUUGCGCAUUAAAGGGCAUAUUCUCCCAGUUCCAGCACAGUCGGGAGCGCGCGCUGCCAUCAGACAACCUGCGUCACGCCUUGGCGGAGACCUUUAAGGACGAGCAGCGCUUCCAGCUGGGCUUCAUGGACGAUGCCGCCGAGUGCUUUGAAAAUAUACUGGAGAGGAUCCACCUGCACAUCGUGCCUGAAGAGACUGACGCGUGCACCUCAAAGUCUUGCAUCACCCAUCAGAAGUUUGCCAUGUCGCUUUACGAGCAGUCAGUGUGCCGUAGCUGCGGGGCAUCCUCUGACCCGCUGCCGUUUAUAGAGCUGGUGCAUUACGUCUCCACCACUGCACUCUGCCAACAGACGUUUCAGCGCAAGGACGAUUCCUUUGGAGAAGUGUUACAAGCGGCGUGUACAGUCGGAGACCUUCGUAACUGUCCCAGCAAAUGCGGCCAGAGGAUUCGGAUCAGGCGUGUCCUCAUGAACUCCCCGGAGAUCGUCACCAUCGGCUUCGUGUGGGAUUCGGACCAGUCGGACCUGACUGAGGACGUGAUCCGCUCGCUGGGGCCUCACCUCAGCCUGUCUGCGCUUUUCUACAGGGUGACCGACGAGCACGCCAAGAAGGGCGAGCUGCUGCUGGUGGGGAUGAUCUGCUACUCCAGCCGCCACUACUGUGCCUUCGCCUACCACACCAAGUCCUCCAAGUGGGUCUUCUUCGACGACGCCACCGUGAAAGAGGUUGGCUCCAGGUGGAAAGAUGUGGUCAGCAAAUGUAUUAAAGGUCACUUCCAGCCUCUACUGCUUUUUUACGCCAACCCGAACGGCAGCGCCAUCGCGGCACAGGACGCGUCACAGCACAACCUGAGCCAAACGCAGUACCCUGAGAAUGGAGAAGGUUUGACAUCUCCACUUUCGUCGCCCAAGAAGCUGGAACUGACCAAGGAGAAUCUGAAUGCUCUGCUGGGUCUUCCAGCCUCAUUAAAACAGAAAACCCCUUCCACCUUUAGCCACAACAGUGCCCAUACUAGUGGAGGACGGGGCGCAGUGAAAAUUGGCGCCAGUGAUCCCAAGCGUAAAUUCCGAGAGAUUGUCAGGGAAGCUGCGCAGCGAGCCAGCGGAGUGGCGCAUCCAGUCGGAAGAGACUCUGAUCCAAGCGGUCAGCGCCGGCCGGAAUCACGCUACACAGAUCCGGGUCAAGACCGCGUCUACUCGCGCUCUGCCUCCCCCCCGGAAAACGGUUUCAAGCAACACAUAGAGCCUCGUCUGUACAGCAGCCAGGGUAAAGGUACCACGCGGAAUGACCGCCCGCCCCAACUCAGCACCAGGCCUUCUCACAACACCCUUCGCACCAGCUCGAGGGUUCGCGUGUUACCCAGCGUGCCCGUAGUGAGAAGCGCUCACGACAGCAGGAAAUCGGACACCAACGGCUACGACACCGACAGCAGCCAGGGCUCUCGCGGGCGUCCCGGCAGUGCGGGGAACGGUCGAAGCAGAUCCAGUCGUCCCUGGAAGCCCAUGCGAGAGGCGCUCAACGUGGACAGCGUGUUAAGCGGCGAUGCCGAUGCAGCCAGCCCGGAGCGGCGGCAGCAAAGCCCGCGGCGACGGCCCAGCGGCAAGUCGCCGACGCGGGAGCGAGACUGGGAGGCGAUGUGGGGUGGGCGGGAGGAGCGCAAGCCCAAGAGCCUCAUGACCAUUUACGAGGACGACCAGAGGCACGACAGCGGCAGCAGCCGCGGCUCGCCCGACUCGCUCGGCCGGGGCGGCUACAUUGACAAGGACAGGUCGAAGGGCACGGCCACUCUGAAAGUCUACAACGACAACUGGAAGUUCCAGCGCACGGAAUCCGGCUACGAGAGCAGCGACAGAAUUAGCAAUAGCUCCGCAAAUCUGGACUCACCCGUUGUGGAGAACUUUCCGCCCAAAGAACUACGGCCCAUACCUGAGCUGCAGCUGAGCCGGGAUCAAUUCCCUCCGAGAGGAAGUGAUGACAACGUAUUGCCCGCUACCUUUUCCACCGGUGAAGAAGGGAGAAAGUCCCCGGACCUGCGUGACUCAAACAAGCUUUUACAGAGAAAACGAGCCUUCCGAUACACUCCCGGAGUCUUACAAACCAAUGGCCCCGACAGCGAAAGAGAAGAUAACACCGAUAGUCCGGCGAGCCCGGUGCCGCCUUACUUGACGAAGACCAGCAGUUCUGAGUGGAUCAGCUCGGACGACCUCGCCGGACCAUUCUCUGAACAUGAGGACUCACCCCCUCCGCUUCCCCCCAAACCCUUUGGUCGCGAUCACGCCGACCCGUCGGAACCGCCGGAAAUACCGGCCCGUCGGCCCCAAAGCGCCACGCCCGCGCUCUCGCACAACACCCUGAUCCGCUGGAUCGAGACACCCGCCGAGCGCAGGCUCUCAUCUGACGGCGGCUCCGGCAGGUCCUCGGACCACGACCGCAACGACCUGUCGGCCGGCGAGAGCGAAGAGAGGCCCCCCGGCCGAGAAGACGCGGACUCCCCCGACGUGGUUCUGCCCACCACUUACUUCUCCGUGGAUAACUGCAUGACAGACACUUAUCGGGCCAAAUACCACAAGAGGCCCGCCUUGUACAUGAGAGCCGAGGAGCACACGUCUUCAGGGGAGAGCGACGUGGACGCCAGAGGACUUCCCGUUUCCAAUGCUGAGCCGUCAGAACUCCCCGCUGACCGACCGCAAGCAGGCUAUUCCGCUUCUAGCAAGCCCGUAGCAAAGUGGAACCCGGUGACCCCGAAAGGACUCGAUGAGCACGGGUUCGUGUAGGUGGAGCAAAAGCAACAACAAGCCUGUGACGGGAUGCCAAAACAACAACAACAACAAACCAAUCGCUAUGCAUUACGACUGUUGUACAGUUUGAAUGUCUUGAACACGAAUGUGGCAGCCGAGCAGAUUACUCCUGAGAGCAAGAUUGCAUAUUGAAUUUGCACAACCAGAAGGGUACCGAAAAAGGCGUCCUCUUUUCACGGUUAUCGAGUCAAGACGACGCUGACUACUGAGUGAGUUUGUACUGUCCUGGCACAUUAAUGGAUCCUAGGGAUCCGUGGAAAUGGGUACACCCACAAAAGUGUGUGUGUACUGCGACACUCCAGAGCAGGGUUUCUCUAACGUAGGGGUGAGACCCAAAAUGGGCCGAAGUGAUAAUCAGGUUUGAAUAUCUUCUUCCUGUCUGUUAGGUUAAUAAUAAAGGCCGGCACAUCAAGCCUCCUUAGGUGACUGGUAAUUCAUGCUUAUUAGUAAGUAUGUGGCACAAACAAAGUCUUAGCACUGGAUGACACUCCUUACUGUAAAAACCUUUUUUUUUUUUUUUUGUAGCAAAACACAAGCAUUUUAUUCUAGGUAGGUGUUGUCAUAAUAUAAUGUAAAUAUAUGUACUAUUUGUUCAUGGCUCAAAGUUCAAUAAAUGACGCAGUGCCUUUUUGUAUUUUUUUUUUUUAUUGUAGUGUGAAAACAAGGUUUGGAUCAAAUGUAAUUUGUAAAAAACAAAACAAACAAAAAAAAAUGUUCAAGAGUUUUUACAUUUUUUUUUAUUGAUCACCAGUUGUUGAGUCAAAUAAAGUUCUGAUUAACCUUG
Messenger RNA from Phyllopteryx taeniolatus (common seadragon), 4516 nucleotides. RefSeq names its product inactive ubiquitin carboxyl-terminal hydrolase 53. The transcript has 17 exons. Gene Ontology annotation, molecular function: cysteine-type deubiquitinase activity. Lineage: Eukaryota; Metazoa; Chordata; Actinopteri; Syngnathiformes; Syngnathidae. Bases 712 to 3708 code for a protein of 998 amino acids. Gene Ontology annotation, cellular component: cell-cell junction. Gene Ontology annotation, biological process: response to auditory stimulus; sensory perception of sound; protein deubiquitination. The record is from RefSeq and is a predicted model, not a curated record.